Molecule: messenger RNA, 2935 nt
Organism: Chara braunii
Lineage: Eukaryota; Viridiplantae; Streptophyta; Charophyceae; Charales; Characeae
Source: the annotation of a GenBank genome assembly
UGGGAUCUGUGUGCUGAUUAUUGCAAUCUAGCGAUCUUCCUCGGCUUCUCCAAACAUUGCCUCGUGUUUCUAAGGCCCCCCCCCCAACGUGUCACAGCGCUGCUGAGCUGGCCUGCGAUUUGGUGACGUGGAAAGCGACGUGAACUUUUCGGGUACAGUUUGUUUAUUUUCCGAUAUUCUGGAGUUGACGUCAACCAUUGAUCCAGUCGAGGCGAGAUCUGGCGUGGUGAGGUGACACGUGGCAGGCAGGGCGUAGAGGUCUUGAUUGAUUGAUUGAUUGCCUUUUUUUUUCUGAUUUCCAUUUCUCAUGGCGCCCGGUGGGGGGUAUUUGGUCACAGCCGCUUCGGCAGACGUUUGCGGCCAGCUGUCGCAGUUGAUGGCACAGCAGCAUUCACGUGCGACUGCCACGUCUCCACGUCGGGACUCUGCCACGUGUCCACGUCAGACCUCUGCCACGUGCCGACGUCAGAUCUCUGCCACGUGGCGACGUCGAGCAGAAGAUUCCAGCAGGAGAACGGAUCAGAACAGCGAGACCUGCGGCUACGUGUCAUGGAUAAAUCAAGGGACAUCAGCACGAGAAGGGAGGAGAAGGGAGGAGGGGAGGAAGAAUCCAGCGGCGGCGCUGACGUGUCACGUCAGUCUAGGCCGUCUGUCGUCGGGAUGCAGCCUCAUUGUGUCUCCAGGAGGAGAGAGGAGGUUUGACAGGCAAGCAGUGGGGAAGAGGAGUGUAACUGCUACCAGACGGCCCUUGUGGUUGGGUCCGCAAUGCCUUGGCACAGGUUCUUCCUCUUCCUCCUCCUCUCCUCCUCCUCCUCCUCCUCCUCCUCCUCUCCCUUCCUCUUUUUCUACUCCUGAAGUCUCGUCGUUAUCUAGCACUACCGUUUUAGAUCAGACACUCGACACUCCUUCUUCACUCGACACUUCUUCUUCUUCUUCUUCACUCGACACUUCGUCUUCUUCUUCGUUGACUAUGAAGACGUUGACGGAUAAAGUAAUGGAUAAGGCAAGCGCAGUGCUGACACAGAUCUUAGGUGGGGGUGUGGCUGUGAAAGGGAUGCCUGUGGCAGAAGGGGAUGCUUCGACCUUAUUCGAGCAAGCCUUGGUGUUCUGGCUACACGGUCGGUGCAUGGAACUUGGUCCUGUUUUCAAAUUGGCCUUUGGUCCGAAGGCCUUCGUGGUUGUGUCUGAUCCCAUUGUGGCUCGACACGUGUUGAAAGAGAACGCCCUCUCCUACGACAAAGGUCUGUUGUCUGAGCUUCUGGAGCCAAUCAUGGGCAAAGGAUUGAUACCGGCCGAUCAGGAGACGUGGAAGAAGAGGAGGAGAGCCAUUGUGCCUGCCUUUCAUGCUGCUUACUUGGAGGCAAUGAUGAAGGUCUUCACUGAUUGCUCUCAAAGAACAGUGGACAAGUUUGAAUCCCUGUUACAAUUGGCAGAGGACGGCCAGCGGGGUCGUAGUACUACCGCCGCUGGCAAGCAGAACGAUGCUGACGAUCGCGUGGAGAAGGAGGUGGUAGAGGUAGAGGUUGAGAUGGAACGAGAGUACUCUAGCCUUGCCCUGGAUAUCAUCGGACUAGGCAUAUUUAACUACGAUUUCGGGUCGGUUAAGGAGGAGUCGCCGGUGAUACAGGCGGUCUACGGUACACUGUAUGAGGUCGAGCAUCGCGCUACCUUCUACUUGCCCUACUGGAAGCUGCCGUUUGCGGACAAGCUAGUGCCACGUCAGCGCAAGUUUCAGGCCGAUCUGAAGGUCAUCAACGACUGCUUGGACGACCUCAUCGAGCGCGCAAGGGCCAACAGACAAGAAGAGGAUUUGGAAGCACUGCAGCAGAGGGACUACUCCAAGGUGGAAGACGCGAGUUUGCUGCGCUUCCUAGUGGACAUGAGAGGGGAAGACUGCGAGGACAAGCAGUUAAGAGACGAUCUUGUGACGAUUCUGAUCGCAGGGCACGAAACGACGGCAGCAGUGCUGACCUGGGGAACGUACUUGCUCGCCCAGCACCCUCACGUUGUGCUUAAAGCCCAGCAAGAGAUCGACAGAGUGAUGGGAGAGGGAGAGAGGGCGAGGAGGCGGCCCUCUCUUCAAGACCUCAAGGACAUGCAGUACGUCAGGCUUGUCGUCGCAGAGACGCUAAGGCUCUACCCACAACCCCCACAACUAAUCAGGCGUAGUAUAGCCGAGGACCUCCUUCCCGGGGGUCAUUUAGGCAAUCCCGAGGGGUAUAAAAUCCCCAAGGGUACAGAUUUUUUCGUGAUGUCCUACAGCAUCCACCGCAAUCCGCAUUUUUGGGACGACCCUGAAAAUUUCAACCCGGAUCGAUUUCUUACCCAAAAAAGCGGUCAAGGGAUCCCGGGCUGGGAUGGCCUGGAUCCUCAGCGAACCCCGACCGCUCUCUAUCCUAAUGAGGUAACCUCCGACUUCGCGUUUUUGCCCUUUGGAGGAGGGAUGCGCAAAUGCGUGGGCGAUCAAUUUGCGUUGAUGGAAUCGACGGUCGCCCUGGCAAUGCUGCUCCAGCGGUUCGACUUGCGGCUGCGAGACCCCCCAGAGACGGUCAUUCCAGUCACAGGGGCCACCAUUCAUACCAAGAAUGGACUGUAUUGCCGACUAAGAAGACGACAACGAGAUUAGAUUGUAUUUCAUUUUUAUUUUCAUUUUCAUUUUCAUUUUUAUUUUUAUUAUUAUUAUUAUUAAAAAAAAAAACACAGAACAAGACCGUGUUGGUAGAAGAAGGCAACAUGAAUUACCUCGUUUGCGAGGUCCUAUGCUUGCAGGGGUCCCCUCUAUAUAGUCUUAGGAGUAGUGGUAAGAAGGUAGUGAAAGGCGAAAAAAGAAUUUGAGAGAAGAAAAAAAAAAAAAAAAAAAAAAAAAAGAUUAGAUUAGAUUAGAUUAGAUUAGAUUCCGGAAGCUUGCAAAACCAAACAAACAAAAAAAAGAUUC